Frankliniella occidentalis (western flower thrips) is the source of this 1347-nucleotide messenger RNA. RefSeq names its product polyhomeotic-like protein 1. The record is from RefSeq and is a predicted model, not a curated record. NCBI's taxonomy places the organism in Eukaryota, Metazoa, Arthropoda, Insecta, Thysanoptera, Thripidae. The transcript is spliced from 4 exons. The coding region runs from base 110 to 1141 and encodes 343 amino acids.
UCCCAUAAUCAGGGUGCAAUUGUCGCGGACCCGUCACUUUCACCUCGGUCCCUCGGUCUCGGCCCCACCGGCACGCCCACCGCGAUUCAGUCGAUCGCAUCCAGUCGCCAUGGGAGUCUCCUCCGUCUGCGUCCUGCUGCUGGCCGCCGCGGCCUCGCGCGUCGCGUCCGCCCCCGUGCUGGACCCCUCCGCGACCGGUGCGGAGGUGCCCGUCGAAGUCCCCAUCGAGGUGCCCGUGGAGUGCGUGCCGACCCGCGAGGACCCCGACGUCGUCCUCUGCCGCCUAGUCCGUGGCCCGGAAGGCCCGGGCCGAGCCCCCCGCCGUCUCCUGGGCCGCAUCGGCUUCCUGACGGGGCUGCACCUCGGCGGCGCCAUCUCGAGCAGCGGGUCGCUGUCGGCCAGCCACAGUCUCAACGUGUUCGGCAAGGUCAUGAACACGGCGCUGUCCGUGAGCUACGGGCCCAACGGAUACUACCAGGCCCCCGGUGGACUCGGCGGAGGGCGUCCCCCGCUGAACCCGAUCAACCCCGGGUUCGGCGGGUUCGCCGACGACCCGAACGCAGGCGCCGCCCCCGCCCCCGCGGCCUCUUCGCCAUCCACGUCGGCGUCGGCCGCGGCCUCGUCGCCAUCCACGUCGGCGUCGGCCACGGCGUCCUCCCCCAACCCGGAUAAGGGCGGCGAGGCGUCCGCCGUGCUGGCGGGCACCAUCUCCAGGGACGCGACCAGGCCGGGGAUUGCCAGGCUCGAGGCGGACGAGGACGAUGGCGUGACGCCACAGAACAGGCUCCCCGUCGCCGAGGACAUCCAGCCGGCGCGGACUCAGGACGCCGAGCCCGCGCCGGUCCAGGAGGAAGUGGACGAGGGCGGCGCGGACUCCUCCGAGGACACGGUCGGCGAGGAGCCCCUGCCGGGCCCGCCGCCGCCUCCGGUGCCGGCGUCUUCCGGGAUCCAGCUGUCCUCGCAGCGCAGCGCCCAGCUGGAGGCCGUCGCCAGGGUGAGGGCCGCGCCGGGCGCCGACGAGCAGCGCCGCCUCUUCCUGCAGCACCACAACAAGCACGUGGCCGCCUUCAACCAGCACUACGCGCAGUACCACGGCGACGUGUCGAAGGUGGCAGUGUUCUCACGCACGCGAUCGUCGUGACGAGCGCUGCUCGUCGACUAGAGGGAGCGCCUUGUGGGUAGGCAACUCAACUGGCUUAAGGCCGUUGAUAUCCAUCUGACGAUCAUUUCACCUCUGGUAGACUCCUUUGUAAUUCUAAUUUUAUAAUUUAUUCUAGUCUUUAAUGUAUGUGAUAUGUGUCGCAUGACUUGCUGCCGAAGAUUGAAAUAAACGAGUCAUAUAUUGAA